AUGAUGUAUGGAGCCAUUUUCAUUAAGAAUAUAAUCGGAAAUACUAGUACUGUUUUGCAAUGGAUUUUUAUUGGUAGGUGUUUUCUUUUCAUCUGUCCUCAGGGCUUCAUACUACUGUCAGUGCAAGCACACCUUCCGCAGCUGAAGCCGCCGCCGUGCAACAUGGCGUCCAUGGACGGCAGCUGCGAGCAGGCCAGGGGCUUCAAGUCCAGCAUCUUCUUCGUCGCGCUCUACCUGGUGGCGCUCGGCAGCGGCUGCCUCAAGCCCAACAUGAUCGCGCACGGCGGCGACCAGUUCUCCGGCUCCGACAAUGCCAAGAGUCUCUCCACCUACUUCAACUCCGCCUACUUCAGCUUCUGCCUCGGCGAGCUCGUCGCGCUCACAGCGCUCGUCUGGGUGCAGACGCACUCCGGGAUGGACGUCGGCUUCGGCAUCUCCGCCGCCGCCAUGGCCGCCGGCCUCAUCAGCCUGGUGUCCGGCGCGGCCUUCUACCGGAACAAACCUCCUCAGGGCAGCAUCUUCACUCCUAUUGCAAGGGUGUUCGUCGCCGCCUUCACCAAGAGGAAGCAAAUCUGCCCUACCAAUACUGGCAACGCCGGAGUUGGCGAGCCGGCACGCCUCGCCGGCAGCUUCCGCCACGGCAACAAAUUCAGGUUCUUGGACAAGGCGUGCGUCAGGGACGCGGCGCAGCAGCAGGGGGGCAACACGAAGCCGGAGAGCCCAUGGCGGCUGUGCACGGUGUCCGAGGUGCAGCAGGCCAAGACCCUCCUCGCCGUGACGCCCAUCUUCGCCUGCACCAUCGUGUUCAACACCGUGCUGGCGCAGCUGCAGACCUUCUCGGUGCAGCAGGGCAGCGCCAUGGACACCGUCCUCGGGGGCGCCUUCCGCGUCCCGCCGGCGUCGCUGCAGGCCAUCCCCUACGCCAUGCUCCUCCUGCUCGUCCCGGCGUACGAGCUCCUCCUCGUCCCGUUCAUGAAGAGGCUCACCGGGACGCGCUCCGGGAUCACCCCGUUGCAGCGCAUCGGGGUCGGCCUCGGCACCGUGGCCUUCUCCAUGGUCGCCGCCGCCACCGUCGAGCGCCGGCGCCGCGACCUGUCGGCGUCCGGGGGGCGGAUGUCCGUGCUGUGGAUCGUGCCGCAGUUCCUCGUGUUCGGGGUGUCGGAGAUGUUCACCGCCGUGGGGCUCAUCGAGUUCUUCUACAAGCAGGCCUGCGCCGGCAUGCAGUCCUUCCUCACCGCGCUCACCUACUGCUCCUACGCCUUCGGCUUCUACCUCAGCUCCGUGCUGGUGACCACGGUGAACAGGGUCACGGCGAGGCACGGCGGCGCCGGCGGCUGGCUCGGCGACAACGACCUCGACAAGGACAGGCUGGACCUCUUCUACUGGAUGCUCGCUGCGCUCAGCGUGCUCAACUUCUUCUGCUACCUGGUAUGUGCAAGGUGGUACAACUCUGGUGCCGAUGGCUCUGAUGCUGCCUCGGCUCAGAUUGCAGCAGAGGGUGAUGCCAAGGAGAUCAGCUGA
Messenger RNA from Triticum turgidum subsp. durum (durum wheat), 1521 nucleotides. NCBI's taxonomy places the organism in Eukaryota, Viridiplantae, Streptophyta, Magnoliopsida, Poales, Poaceae. The record is from the annotation of a GenBank genome assembly.